Molecule: messenger RNA, 942 nt
Organism: Sciurus carolinensis (gray squirrel)
Lineage: Eukaryota; Metazoa; Chordata; Mammalia; Rodentia; Sciuridae
Product: olfactory receptor 143-like
Exons: 2
Coding region: 1-942 (313 amino acids)
Biological process (GO): sensory perception of smell; G protein-coupled receptor signaling pathway
Cellular component (GO): membrane
Molecular function (GO): odorant binding; olfactory receptor activity; G protein-coupled receptor activity
Source: RefSeq, a predicted model, not a curated record
AUGCUGAAACGCACUAUGGAAAAUGACUCCUCUGUGACACAGUUUAUCCUUAAGGGAUUGACAGACCAACCUGAGCUCCAACUGCCUCUGUUUUUCCUGUUCUUGGUGAACUGUGCAGUCACUGUGGUGGGAAACAUGAGCUUAAUUGUUCUAAUUUUCCUGAAUUUGCACCUUCACACCCCCAUGUACUUCUUCCUCUUUAACUUGUCCUUCAUUGAUUUCUGUUAUUCAUUUGUCUGUACCCCUAAAAUGCUCUUGUGCUUUGUUUCAGAAGGGAACAUCAUCUCCUUUGCAGGAUGCAUGACUCAGCUAUUUUUCCUCUGCUUUUUCGUGAACUCAGAGUGCUACGUGCUGACAGCCAUGGCCUAUGAUCGCUAUGUGGCCAUCUGUCAACCUCUGCUGUAUGGGGUCAUCAUGUCCCCUAGGGUCUGUUCUCUGCUGAUGUUAGGCUCUUACUUGAUGGGGUUUGCUGGUGCCAUGGUCCACACAGGGUGCAUGAUGAGGCUCAGCUUUUGUGAUUCCAACAUCAUCAACCACUACAUGUGUGACAUCUUCCCCCUCCUUCAACUUUCCUGCAGCAGCACCUACGUCAAUGAGCUUGUGAGUUCUGUUGUUGUGGUGACUGUUGUCAGUGUAUCUAGCCUCAUGAUCUUAAUCUCAUAUGCUUUGAUUCUUUAUAAUGUCAUUCACAGGUCCUCAGCUAAGGGUUCAUCUAAAGCCAUGAGCACCUGUGGUUCUCACAUUUUAACUGUUGGUCUGUUCUAUGGAUUUGGGCUGCUCACUCAUAUUAAACCAUCAUCCCCAGGAUCUGUGACCCAGGGGAAAUUUUUCUCAGUGUUUUGCAAUUUUGGGGUUCCCAUGCUGAACCCCCUCAUUUAUAGCUUCAGAAACAAGGAUGUCAAACUUGCUCUGAAGAGAACUCUGAAGAGAAUCACAAAUUGA